Diorhabda carinulata is the source of this 3175-nucleotide messenger RNA. RefSeq lists its product as uncharacterized. NCBI's taxonomy places the organism in Eukaryota, Metazoa, Arthropoda, Insecta, Coleoptera, Chrysomelidae. The record is from RefSeq and is a predicted model, not a curated record. The transcript is spliced from 2 exons. The coding region runs from base 1646 to 2386 and encodes 246 amino acids.
AUGUUGUCAUGUGUUAAUUUUUCUACAAAUAUUUUUCAAAUUCAAAAUAGGUAAAACGCCUUCUCCUUCAUUUUGUAUUUUGUAUUCCCAAACAAAACUAAUAAUUUCUCCAUUAUCCAAACGUUUUUUUGCUUUUUAUAUUUUAGUCAGAACUGAAUAUUACCUCAAACAAAAUAUUUGAAUAUGAUAAAAUUCAAAUGAAUACAGAGUCAUCUCCAUGUACACCGGAAGAUCCUUUUAAUGCUUCGUCAAGUGAAGAUUCUCUAUAUUGUCCUAGUAGUGACGAAGAUAGCUGCUCAGAUGUUGAUGAGAAUCCAGCACCGAAGAAGACUAAGAAACCUAAUAUAAACAAAAGCUCAACCCAGAUGAAGAUUACUACUGAUUAUGUUAAUUCGCCCUCUAUUGGAGUGUAUGAUACAGCUAAAGAUAACGAAUACGAUUUAAAUGUACCGAAUACUUCAAGCAGUAGACAGUUGAUUACUAAAAAAACGAUGGAUAAAGACCAAGAUUUAUGUAACAAUUCAAGGUAACCGAGUACUUCAAGUUGUACAAAACCAAUUAAAACACCAUAUAAGAGAAAACCGGAUCAUUGUUAUUAUUGCGAAACUAAGGUUCUAAAUUUCGGCCGCCAUGUGAUACGGAACCAUUCAAACGAAAUAGAUGUAGCAAGAAUUUUAGCAAAGCCCGUUAAAAGUAAAGAAAGAAAAGAGCUAUUCAAUGACCUUAGAAGAAAGGGAAAUUAUUUGGCCGACGGUGGCACUUGUUUUAAGCCUGUUAGGGAGGGUUAUGUACCAGAGAGAGAUAAAGUACCUUGUAACAACUGUUUAGGGUAUUUUUCCUCGAAACUUUUAUACAGACAUAAGAAAAAAUGUGUAAAGAGAGAUUCUGGUAGCUCUCAAAAUAGCAAACAGUUAAAACUAUUCCAUAAUGCUAAAGUAGAUCAACGACUGAAAGAGGAAGUAUUCCCGCAUAUGAGAGCGGACAAGUUGUCUUUGGAAGCUCAAAAAGAUCCACUUAUUUGCGAGUUCGGAGCUAAGUACUUAAAAACGCACCGUGAAAAACAUUUUAUUUACGUAACAUCACGCAAAAUGAGAGAACUUUCUAAAAUCCUUUUGGAAAUAAGAAAGUUGGAUCCAUCCAUAACCACAUUCAUUUCAGCUUUGAAGCCAAAGUAUUUCGACAUUUUCGUGGAAGCCACAAAACGAAUUGCUAAAUAUGAUUCGGAACGAGAUGUUUAUCUGUCUCCAACUUUCGCCAUGAAUAUUGUUACGUCUUUGAAACAGUGUUGCGAUAGUUACACUAAAAAUAAAGGUACCACUUUAUCUACUGCGGAAAUAGAGGCGGACUUGAAAACGUUGAUUCGUCUUUUUGAAACUAAUUGGAGUUGUGAGAUUUCUUCACAUGCCAGUUACAACCUUAAUCUUAACAAAUGGAACAAAGUAACCAUUGUACCUCUUGCCAGUGAUUUGCGUUUAUUAAGGAAUCAUCUCAUCGACUUAUCUGGAGAAUCUUUAAGAGUCCUAAUUAAAGGAGCUGAGGAUAUGAAAUAUAUCAUAGAAGAUGAUAUCGACCAUCAGCAAUAUCAAAAAAAGUCUGAUACAAUUCAAGCAUUUAAUAAUCUGACAUACAAGACAAUAUCAAAAAAAUGUUAGAAGUUAGACACCAUUUUGUGACCAUAAAUAACCCAUAUCUUUUCGCAAUGGCGAAUUCAAAUUCACAUUUGAUAGGUUAUAAAGUGUUAGCCAAACAUGCUAAAUUAUGUGGAGCACAAAACCCAUCAUCAAUUACGUCAACCCGACUGCGCAAACAUCUUGCAACUUUAUCGCAAUUAUUCAACUUAUCAGAUGGGGAAAUAGAACAGUUGGCGACAUUUAUGGGACACACAAGUGGUGUUCACAGAAAUUCCUAUCGACUACCCGAUGAUGUUUAUCAAACGGCGAAGAUAUCUAAACUGUUGAUGGUAAUGGAAAAAGGCGGAGCAGAUCAAUAUAAAGGAAAAUCUAUUGAUGAAAUAAACAUUGAUAUGGAAAAAAAUCUUCUAAGUGACCGAGACUCUGAUAAUGAUAGUGACGAGGAUGAAAAUCCAAUAAUAAGGGAACUGUUAGAUACGUCAAAGCCAUCUGCUCAAGAUUUUGUUCCAACAAACAACGUUGAUGGGAAACCUGUUGCAGGGACUAAAAAGAAAAAAACUCGUAAACUGGUUCCUUGGACAGAUGACCAAAAAAAAGUCACACUAAACUAUUUUAAAGAUCAUAUUAAAACUAAGAAGCCCCCUAAAAGAUUCGAAUGUGAAGAUCUGAAAACAAAAUAUGAAAAAAUUCUAAACAAAGAUUGGCUAAAAAUCAAAGUAUUUGUUCAAAAUUAUUAUACUAAAAGCAGAAAAUAGAGUUGAUAGUGCAUAUAAAGGAUUUCUAUUAUAUUUUAAAAAAUCAAUAAAACUGGUAUAAAUUUAGCUUCAUGAUUUAUUUGUACUGUUCCCUUUCUGUCCCUAGCUAUUGUCUCAAUUUCUGUUUUCUCUUUAUCAAUAUCCAUAUUUUCGAUUUGGUCAAUCCAUUUCCUCCUGGCUAUUCUCUUUAAAAUACGAUUAAAAAGUUGGUAACAAUUGACUUUGCACGAUUUAUGGUUAUUGUUGGAUUGCGAUGUUUCACAAGUAUAGUUAUCACUUUCCUCUGGAGGUAUAUUUUAGAGGCAUACCUGAUCAAUCCCCACAUGCUUUCCAUUUUUUUGAGUCGGAAAAAGUGUAUACCAGUAGCUAAUUAUUAGAGUUAUUGCGUAUUUUACAUUGUCUUUUCCAUAUUCUUAAAAUCAGAGAUAUAUUUCUACAAGGAAACUCUUUUAAGAUUAUAUACAUUUCAUGUGAUAUUUAAUGAUAGUAUAUUAUUGCGUCCUGGCGGUUUGACAACACCGCACGGAUGCAGCAAUGUAUGGUGUAGUCAUUAUAUGGAGCUGACAAAGUUACUUGUUAUAAGGAAGCAGCAUUGUUGUAGAAUGAAUGAAAAUUUGUAUAUUUGAAAAUUGUGAAUAUCAAUUAUCUACAUAUAGUCCUAUCCAUCUACUUCAUUGGUAAACCAGUAUACACAAUAAGAUCAUGGUUAACUCUUGGUUUUCUUGAGGACGCAACAGUGUAUGACUUUUGUACGGACGUAAUAAUGUUUAUAUUUAUAUAUAUAUAUAU